CGUCACGUGGUCUGGUGUCGUGGGUCGCCCUCUUGCAAAAUGGAGUUGUCUGAGUCUGUGCAGAGAGGGUUGCAGUCUCUCGCCGACCCGUCCUCCUUCGACCAAAGCAGCUUCCAGGCGCUGCUGGACGCGUCCUACAGCAGCCUGCUGUCAUCUGCAGCGGACCCGGGAGUCCUCGAUCAGCCCGAGCUGAAGCGCAUCGACCAGAUCCUGCUGAAACAGAGUCACACCGCAGCGACCACCUUCAUACUGGAGGCGGUCAAACAAAACGCUGACAAGUCGACGAUAAGCUCAAGCCUUGAAGAACUUACAUUCAGCGCAGAGAGAACAGAAAUGUUCUAUUGCACGCAUCAGGUGGCGAACAAUGUUGCCUUUAUUAUUUAUUUCCAUGGUCUUGUGACUGUGGCUGACUUGUACAUUGAUCUAUGUUUUGUUUUACAGAAACAUAAAAAAGAUCUGGAACAUCUGUUGGCAAGCAUAGGAAGGUGUCCACCUCAGAUCAACGACGUGUCAUGGCGUCUACAAUACCACGUUAAGAACGGCCAGGUCGAUAAGGUCAACGAGCCUUUCUACUUGAUUUCAUUGAACACGGAGAAUGAAGGAUCCCCAGAAGAUAUCAACUUUACUUGCACAGUGGAGCAGCUACAGGAUUUGGUGGGAAAGCUCAAAGACGCUGCCAAGUGUGUGGAGAAAGCCACAACGAGAUCACGUGACCAAAGCGGGGCGGUCGAACUACAAGCCAUUUUGGGGACGGUGUCAGUUUCCACGGAGCACACACACACUGCUGCAUUUUACUGGGGGGUGAAGCGGAUAUUUUGGAGGCAAAGUUAUCGGUGCCGAAGUGGGAGCCUUCCCGAGCCGAAGCCGGAGGACUGGGCUCUCUUGACGCCGCGAAUCGGAUACGCUCAGAGCGCGCAAGCGGCGAGGAAAAGAGGAGUUUUAUUCGCACAUCUGAAAUGCGCUCCGGUCCGCCGUGCGCUCUCCGCCACUGACAGCGUCUGCAGCCUGCUUCAAGAUGGCGGCUCGGCUCCUAUUCAUUUGCUGCUGAUCGCCUCCCAACUUUCAUUGUCUAUUCGCCUCAAGACCCACCGAUUCCCCGCCGAGCCUCCAGGAUUCUUGUUCCUCUCCUUCAACAUGCAUCGGACGACCAGGAUAAAGAUAACCGAGCUGAACCCUCACCUCAUGUGCGUCCUGUGUGGAGGAUAUUUCAUAGACGCAACGACCAUCAUUGAAUGUCUUCACUCAUUUUGCAAGAUGUGCAUUGUGCGCUACUUGGAAACCAGCAAAUACUGUCCCAUCUGUGAUGUACAAGUGCACAAAACCAAGCCUCUGCUCAACAUAAGGUCUGACAAAACUCUACAGGACAUUGUGUACAAACUGGUCCCCGGCCUCUUCAAAAAUGAAAUGAAGAGGAGGAGAGACUUUUAUGCAGAGCACCCCGUAGAUGCAUCUAAUGGAUCAAAUGAGGACCGUGGAGAGGUGGCAGACGAGGACAAGAGAAUAAUUACAGAUGAUGAGAUCAUCAGCCUCUCUAUUGAGUUCUUCGACCACAGCAGACUGGGAGGUGCAAUGGAGGAGAAGCAAUCUAAAGAGCAGAGUAUGGUGGCUAACAAGAGGUACCUACAGUGUCCAGCAGCCAUGACAGUCAUGCAUCUGAGGAAGUUUCUGCGCAGCAAAAUGGACAUCCCAAAUGCCUACCAGGUUGAAGUCAUGUAUGAAGAUGAACCCCUGAAAGAUUACUAUACGUUAAUGGAUAUAGCAUACAUCUACACUUGGAGAAGGAACGGCCCUUUGCCACUGAAGUACAGAGUCCGACCCAACUGUAAGAAGAUGAAGGUGAGCCACGCGCAGCAGGAAGGCCAGAACAGCGCGAGCAGAUCCGGUCCGGAGAGCGACUCUGCCAGCGACAAAGCCGGGAGUCCCGCCGGGGCUCCGUCCACGUCCUCGUCGCUGCCGAGUCCCGGCACGCCUGCUCAGUCCCCGCACCCACAGCUCCCGCACGGCCCUAAUAACGUCAGCUGGAGCCCAGCCGCCGCCCCUCCGAACCCUUCGACCCCCAGCCGAGCCUUCACUCAGUUCGGCAGCGGCGGCGGCGGCAGCAAACCCCGGAAGGUUUCUCUGAACGGCUCGGCGACCUCCUCCGGAUGACGCGGGGCUCCGGACCGGACCAGCCAACGCCACACCCGCUCAGCUAAUACUGUUUUCAUGCCAACGUAGUUCCAUUGUGUAGACAAUGUUAUCUCUAUUUCUCUCUCCAUUUGUUGUUCUGAAUAUUAUGGCAUCAUAUGUAAGUUUAAACGUAGUGGAAUCAGAGACAUUUCAAAAUAAAAGGAAGGAGGAAGUCAGGUGGCGUGGGACUAUAUGGAAGCAGAUUUUGAUGUUGAAAAAAAAGAAAGAAAGUUGGAAAGGAGAAGAACGAGCAUUUACCCAAUUUUAAAGCUACAUUUUUAUUUUAUAGAGGUGACUGAAGAUAGACUUUUAUAUUUUCUUUUUUUCUCAGAUUAAACGUGUUUAUCAUGAUUAUUUCAUGUGUGUUGGGAUAUUUUUAAACUGUUGGUUUAAACAUGCAUGCUCAUGAUGACACUUUUUUCUUUUAUGAAAGGAUUCUGCGUGUUUGCCCCACAAGUCUCAUUUUGACGGGUUUUGGAAGUGUUUCGGGCAUCGAUUUGUUCCAGGGAAAGGAACAUAAGUUUGUUUGGCGCUGUUGGCUUCACGGAAAAUACGCCUACGGAGAAAAAAAUCAAAUUUAAAUUGCCUUUUACUGCAGAACAUAAAGCGGUUUCUUGUAGCUGCCGUGGAAUCGGAUUGCUUAUCCUCCACGUCUUUAAGUCCUUCUAAGCAGUUUUAGAGAAUCCACGUGUAAAUAGAAACAAAAUGCAUAUUUAAUCAGCGAUGACGUUAUUCUCCCCUUUGUUCUGAGGGAAUGACUUGGGCUCAGCUCCAUUUCAUGCUCAAUGACAGAUGUUUUGAUGUCUCCCGUGUUUUCCGUAUUUGUAUCGCUCGAUUGUAUGGACAACUUAUUGUAUUGUUACUGUUGCACAGUAUAAAACAUCUAAAUAAAACAUUUUACACUUA
Messenger RNA from Plectropomus leopardus (leopard coralgrouper), 3075 nucleotides. It is a transcript of the gene bmi1a, whose product is annotated as BMI1 proto-oncogene, polycomb ring finger a. Gene Ontology annotation, cellular component: PRC1 complex. The record is from RefSeq and is a predicted model, not a curated record. Gene Ontology annotation, biological process: negative regulation of transcription by RNA polymerase II. Gene Ontology annotation, molecular function: promoter-specific chromatin binding. NCBI's taxonomy places the organism in Eukaryota, Metazoa, Chordata, Actinopteri, Perciformes, Serranidae.